This is a messenger RNA of Musca domestica (house fly), 2982 nucleotides long. RefSeq lists its product as uncharacterized. The coding region runs from base 1 to 2982 and encodes 993 amino acids. NCBI's taxonomy places the organism in Eukaryota, Metazoa, Arthropoda, Insecta, Diptera, Muscidae. Gene Ontology annotation, biological process: DNA replication. Gene Ontology annotation, molecular function: nucleotide binding; DNA binding; DNA-directed DNA polymerase activity. The transcript is spliced from 3 exons. The record is from RefSeq and is a predicted model, not a curated record.
AUGCCUAUAAAAUUCAAUAUUGAGCUUAUAGGAGAAUAUGUCAAGCCAAUAAGUCAACGUGAUGAACCAUCAACAUCAAAUAUGGUUUUAAAUACAAGUCAAAAUAUGUUUUGCCAUAUGUCAAAAAUGUCGUUGAUAACGGAAGGUGACAAUAUAAGCCAAUUAUUCCACGAUCACGCGAAUCGUAUAAUUAAUAAAAUGUCUGAAUUUCAAGAAAGAGAUUCUGGCUGGGCUUUAGAGAAAAUCGUAAAGCUGAAUAUAAAUAUAUAUAAAGCUAAUUUAACUCGUGGCUCUCAGUUCUUGAAGACACCGCUCUCUUUAUCAAAAAAGAAUGCCUGUCUUAACAUUAGAAAUUACGAUGAAUUUUGCUUCAAAUGGUGUAUUGUGGCAGCUUUAUCGGAACCAGCAGCAUGUGAUAAGUCUAAUCCGCAAUCAUAUAAUAUUAAUAUAACCGAAGAGAUUAUAUACUUGCCAUCCGGGGAGAUAUUGAAUUUUAGAGGACUUAGUUUCCCUAUGGCGAUAAAAAAUAUCAAGGAUUUUGAGGCCAAUAAUGAAGAUAUUAGUAUUAAUGUCUUCGGCUAUGAUGGAAAUCAGAUAGUUGGACCCUACUAUCUUACCCCAAAACGAAGGAAUCGUCAUAUUAACUUGAUGCUUCUUCAUGAGGGCGACAAGUUCCACUACAUAUUGAUCAUGGAUAUGUCACGGUUAUUACGUUCGCAAAUAACAGCACAUAGAGGUAGAUCAAUCAUUUGUGAUGGCUGCAUACAAAGUUUCACCACGGAAGCCGUAUAUGCAAAACAUGAGAAGGAGUGUGUUGGGGUCGUAACAGAGAUGCCUAAAGAAGGAGAAAACAUUAUUCGGUUUAAAAACUACCACAAAAAGGAGAGAGUUCCAUUUGUGAUCUAUGCGGAUGCUGAAUGUAUUCUAGAGGAUUGGAACCCGGAGAACCUCAACACAAACACAAAUACAAACACAGUAACGGUAAAAAGGCACAUUCCUUGUGCAUUUAGUUAUUAUAUUAAAUGUAGUUUUAAUGAUAGUUUAAGUAAAUUUUAUAUAUAUAGUGGCCCCAAUGCUGCGAGAAACUUUUUAGAAAAUCUUAUAGGGGAUUGUAAAUUUAUUUACAACACAUAUUUGUCAAAAACGGUACCAAUGAUUUCUUUGUCUCAGACAGAAUUAGAUGAUUUUAAUAGCAGUACUGUGUGUCACAUUUGUGAGAAAGAGCUAGGUAAUGACCGAGUUAAGGAUCAUUGUCAUUUAACUGGAAAAUAUCGAGGAGCUGCACACAAUGAAUGUAAUUUGAAAUACCAUGUGCCAAAAUUUGUGCCGAUAUUCUUCCACAAUUUUUCUUCUUAUGAUUGCCAUUUGUUCUUCAAAGAAUUAAUUCACUUUGAUGGAGAAAUUAAAGUAAUUCCAUUAAAUAAAGAAUUAUAUGUUUCAAUGUCAUAUUUCACUAAAAUGAACAACGAUUCAAACGAAAUGGUCGAUCAUAAUUCUUCGGUGAAUUCGAAAAACAAAUGGCGGAAUAAAUUUGAACUGAGGUUCUUGGACAGUUUUCGUUUUAUGUCUUCCAGUUUGGAUAGUUUGGCUAAAAAUCUACCUAAAAACGCAUUUCAAGCUGUUCGUACACAGUUUCCAAAUGAUGCUGAUUUCAAUCUGCUAACUAGGAAAGGAGUUUUCCCUUAUGAAUACGUGUCUUCAUUGGACAAAUUAUAUGAAAGAAAAUUGCCUAACCGAAAUGAAUUUUACAACAGGUUGACUGACAGUGAGUGUUCGUUAGAUGAUUAUAGACAUGCGCAGAAUGUAUGGAGGCACUUUGAAUGCCAAACUGUCAAGGAUUAUAUGGAGUUGUAUUUAACAGCAGAUGUCUUACUGUUGGCUGAUGUGUUCGAAAACUUUCGAAGUUUGUGCCUCCGUCACCAUAGACUUGAUCCUUGUCAGUAUUUCACAGUACCAUCACUAUCUUGGGAUGCCAUGUUGCUGUGCACGGGUGUUGAAUUAGAGCUAUUUACAGAUAUUAACAUGUAUAAUUUCUGUAAAAAUGGCAUUAGAGGUGGACUUACACAAUGUUCAAAUAGACACUCGGUAGCCAAUAGUAAAUACACUGAAGACUAUGACCCUAGUAAACCCGAGGUAAAUAUUUAUUAUUUAGACGUCAACAAUUUAUAUGGUAAAGCAAUGACACAAUGUUUGCCACAAAAAGAUUUUAAGUUUUUAACUCAAGAAGAGUUGGAAAUAUUCAAUGACGUCAGUAAAAUAUUAGCGAUUCCAAAUGAUUCACCAACUGGUUAUUUUUUUAAUGUGGAUUUAGAAUAUCCAAAAAAUCUGCAUGACAAACACAAUGAUUUACCCUUUUGUCCUGAAUCCAAAUGUGUCGGUGGCUGUAAGAUCAAAAAGUUGAUUGCAGAUUUGAAUGACAAAACGUCUUAUACAAUUGAUUAUAGAGUGCUUCAACAAUGUAUCCAGCAUAAUUUAAUUCUUAAAAAAAUUAAUAGCUGUUUACAGUUUACGCAAUCUAAUUGGCUUGCAGCAUACAUAAUGAAAAAUAACAAUCUCAGAGCACAAGCCACAGAUGCUUUCGCAAAAAAUUUUUAUAAAUUUAUGAAUAAUUCUGUUUAUGGCAAAACAAUGGAAAAUGUGGACAAAAGGAAAAUCGUGGAAAUAAGAAACCAUUGGGAAUCUUAUGGGAAGCGCUGGGGUGCACGGGAAUUUAUUUCAAAACCAAAUUUUCAUAGUCUUACACACUUUUCAGAUGAUAAACCGAUAUACCUUGGAUUUUGUCUAGGUGCUUUGGGUGCCCUAGCAUCGGGUAGUUCAGCAAUUGCUAAUGCUGUUAUGAAUGCUAAAAAUGCCAAACGACAAUUAGAGGAGCAAACCAGACAUAACAAAACUAUCGAAGCUAUAGCUAUGGGUAAGGGUUUGUAUUUAAAACCCUACAAAAAAGGUUUUGGUAUUUACUUGAAUAAUACAUCAAAAAACUAA